AUGAAAAUUAUUAAUAGUUCUGGUCAUUUUUCCUUUGAGUAUGACUUCUUGCUCCAAAUAAAAGAGGAUGCUGCACUGGCAGCAGCACUGAAUGACUACCUAAGCACUCGCAGCUACCUGGCUGGCUUCAGCCCUUCACAGGCUGACCAGAAAGCAUUUAAGAUUCUCUACAAGCCCCCAGACCCACAACAUGUCCACGCUCUGCGUUGGUACAGACACAUAACAUCACUGCAGCUGGACCUGAGCCCAGACAGCAGCAGUAAAGGAAAGAGGGUACAGCCUAAAUGGUCUCCGCCAUCUGGAACAGAUGUUCCCCAACUUCGACUCUACAAUAGUCUGACUAGAGCAAAGGAGCUCUUUGUACCUCAAAAUGGAAACAAGGUCACGUGGUACAGCUGUGGGCCAACAGUGUAUGACGCGUCUCACAUGGGACAUGCCAGAUCAUACAUCUCUUUUGAUAUUCUGCGAAGGAUACUAAAGGAUUACUUCAAGUAUGAUGUUUAUUACUGCAUGAACAUCACAGACAUAGAUGACAAAAUCAUUAAAAGGGCACGACAGAACUACUUACUGGACCAGUACAAGGAAAAACAACCAGAACCUGCUCAAAUCCUAAAGGAUGUGCUGACUGCUCAAGUGCCCUUUCAGGCCUGCUUGAGCUCAACUACCGACCCAGAUAAGAAACAUAUGCUAGAAAGGCUUGAUGCCGCCAUUACGGGCGCUCUGCAGCCUCUGCAGGCAGCGUUGGACAAUAAGGCUACAGAUGAUGUGGUUCAACCUCUAGGCCAGGCUCUACUUGCAAAUUCCAAGGACAUGCUGUCUGACUGGCUGGAUGGUCAGUUUGGAAGUGAAGUCACAGACAACUCAAUCUUCUCAAUUCUGCCUAAAUUUUGGGAGGGAGAGUACCAUAAAGACAUGGCCGCCUUGAACGUCCUUCCUCCUGAUGUCCUGACUCGUGUCAGUGAAUACGUGCCAGAGAUUGUGGAGUUUGUGGAGAAGAUUGUUUCAAAUGGCUAUGGGUAUGAAUCAAAUAGCUCUGUUUACUUUGACACUGCAAAGUUUGAUGGAAAUCCACAGCACUCCUAUGCCAAACUUGUUCCAGAGGCAGUUGGAGAUCAGAAGGCUUUACAAGAGGGGGAAGGUGACUUAAGCAUUUCUGCUGACCGAUUAAGUGAGAAAAAAUCACCCAAUGACUUUGCCUUGUGGAAAGCAUCAAAGCCCGGAGAGCCUUCGUGGGACUCUCCAUGGGGAAAGGGAAGGCCUGGCUGGCAUAUUGAGUGUUCUGCCAUGGCCGGCUCUAUCUUGGGGGAGUCUAUGGACAUUCAUGGUGGAGGUUUUGAUCUAAGAUUCCCUCAUCAUGAUAACGAGCUGGCUCAGUCAGAGGCUUUUUAUGAGAAUGAUAAUUGGGUCCGCUACUUCCUGCACACUGGUCACCUGACAAUUGCAGGAUGCAAGAUGUCCAAAUCACUGAAGAAUUUCAUUACCAUCAAAGAAGCCCUGGCAAAAAAUACAGCUCGCCAGCUCCGUCUCGCCUUCUUAAUGCAUUCGUGGAAAGAUACCUUGGAUUACUCCCCCAACACGAUGGAGUUGGUUGUCCAGUACGAGAGGUUCCUGAAUGAGUUUUUCUUGAAUGUAAAGGACAUUUUGCGUGCGCCUACUGAUAUCACUGGGCAGUUUGAAAAGUGGGAUGCAGCGGAAGUGGCGCUGAACAAAAGUUUUUUUGAUAGGAAGUCAGCAGUUCACGAGGCACUGUGUGACAACGUUGACACCCGCACGGCCAUGGAAGAAAUGAGGCAGCUUGUUAGUCAGAGCAACAGCUACAUCGCCAGCAAGAAAAGUGCCAAAAUGGGACCAAACCGCAUGCUAAUGGAAGGUAUUGCCAUGUAUCUCACCAAAAUGCUGAAGAUAUUUGGUGCAAUUGAAGGAUCAGAGUCCAUUGGCUUCCCAUUAGGAGGACAAGGACAGAAUGUUGACUUGGAGAGCACAGUGAUGCCUUACCUCUCAGUCCUCUCUGACUUCCGAGAACAAGUGCGAAAAAUUGCCAGACAGCAGAAGGUCAUGGACUUGUUGCGGCUCUGCGAUGAUGUCCGUGAUGUUACAUUACCGGAGCUGGGCGUCCGACUCGAAGAUCAUGAAGGACUGACAACCGUGGUGAAACUGGUGGACAAAGAGAUUUUGUUGAAGGAACGGGAUGAGAAGAUGAAGCUGGAGGAGGAAAAGCAACGGAGGAAAGCAGAGGCUGCCAGGAAGAAAGAAGAACAGGAGAUGGCCAAGCUUGCCAAAAUGAAGAUCCCUCCAUCUAAGAUGUUUCUCGCAGAAACCAACAAAUAUUCCAAAUUUGAUCAAAUGGGUUUCCCCACCCAUGAUGCCGAAGGGAAGGAACUCAGCAAGGGACAAGAAAAGAAACUGCGCAAACUUUUUGAGACUCAAGAGAAGCUACAUAAAGAGUAUCUUCUUAGCCAUGGCGUGCAAUCAGGGGAAGCCAAAAAUGAAUGA
Molecule: messenger RNA, 2493 nt
Organism: Nerophis lumbriciformis (worm pipefish)
Lineage: Eukaryota; Metazoa; Chordata; Actinopteri; Syngnathiformes; Syngnathidae
Source: RefSeq, a predicted model, not a curated record